UCACUAACAUUCACUAAGUGAGCAAGCAGCAAAUGCAGCUGACUAUUCCUUUGGAAUGUCAUUCUUCCCUAAUCUAUUUUCCUUUUCCAUGCAGUGCCUUUCUAAAUCAAUAAGGAAGGAAAGGAGAGGCAGGUCUUCAUCAUGGAAAAGUUUGGGACGCAGGGAAUCCUUAUUGUUUACAUCCUUCCAUCUCGUACGCUGGGGGCGGGCGGGAUCCACCCUCAUUCUUUAGAGUUUACGUCAUUGUAACUGUGUUUUUUGUGAAUGAAAGAAUCCAACCCCACAGAACAGAGUAAUUCCGGGAAAAGGCGAACUGACAUUUUGUCGCUUGACUCGCUUCGACUGAACACAGUAUUUGACGUUUCUCCGUGUUUUAAAAACAUUUGUUUAUACAAUUGUGUUGACAACUGAAUGACUGGCAGCUGGUACUCUCCAACGACAUAGCCAAGGACAAAUCGUCUGUAAAUCUGUGUUUACUGGUGUCGGAGACAGAGGAUAAAGCCAGACCAUGACGUCAGAAAGAAGCAGCAAAGCCCUGAAGGUGAAGCGGGAGUGUGGUGAGAAUGUUCCGGUGUUGUCGGACAGCGAGCUCAUGUCCUUGUCUGUACGGGAGCUCAACCUCCACCUACGGGGUCUAUCCCGCGAGGAGGUCCAGAAGCUCAAGCAGCGCCGGCGCACCCUGAAGAACCGUGGCUACGCAGCCAGCUGCCGGGUGAAGCGCGUGUCCCAGCGCGAGGCCCUGGAGCAGCAGAAGAAGGAGCUCCAGAGGGAGGUGGAGAGGCUGGGUGUGGAGAACGCUGGGAUGAGGAGAGAGCUGGAGGGCCUGGGGGCCAGGCUGGCUGCCCUGCAGAGGUUCGCCCGUGGGUUAGAGUCUGGAGGAGGUAACAUCCUGGCUACGGCCCCACGCUUGAACACAGCCUCGGUCAUUACCAUAGUGAAGACCCCGCCACAGGCCCACGUCCAAAGAGAGCAGGGGGGCUCCUAGGAGGAACCGAUCGGGCUGGGGAGGGACUCAUGCACGCACAUACUCUCAUAUAGACACACACACAGGCAGACACAUGGAGAGCCCUGGAGGAUUGGAGGAACACAGACAAAUAGGCACUUAUGAAACUCAUGCGCUUAGGAUGAUACACAUACACUCGCACACCAGGGUUUCCGUUAGGAAAAUGUGACGCCAGACCUUUAACCGGCAGUGUUUUAAUUUACCGGACAUUUAAGAUGUUUACCGGACCCAUAUGUAUUGGGUGUGUAACCUGAUUAGGGCGUCCACCCACGGUGCUCAGAAUGACAGAAAUCACAUUUCGAUUAUGGUUAUUCUUCUUAACGGGACAUUGAACUCGAGGGUGCAACGAUGUGAAUACUUCUUACCGAAUUCCGAUGCGCAAUUUGAAGAUGUUAGAAUAACUGUCCACAUUUACUUUUCCUCAGCCAACAAGAUGAGUAAUGAACAUAGCCUAUGUCA
Salvelinus sp. IW2-2015 is the source of this 1462-nucleotide messenger RNA. It is a transcript of the gene maff, whose product is annotated as v-maf avian musculoaponeurotic fibrosarcoma oncogene homolog F. The record is from RefSeq and is a predicted model, not a curated record. Gene Ontology annotation, molecular function: RNA polymerase II cis-regulatory region sequence-specific DNA binding; DNA-binding transcription factor activity, RNA polymerase II-specific. NCBI's taxonomy places the organism in Eukaryota, Metazoa, Chordata, Actinopteri, Salmoniformes, Salmonidae. Gene Ontology annotation, biological process: regulation of transcription by RNA polymerase II; regulation of epidermal cell differentiation. Gene Ontology annotation, cellular component: nucleus.